Messenger RNA from Papaver somniferum (opium poppy), 3069 nucleotides. RefSeq names its product putative transcription elongation factor SPT5 homolog 1. The coding region runs from base 1 to 3069 and encodes 1022 amino acids. Gene Ontology annotation, cellular component: DSIF complex. The record is from RefSeq and is a predicted model, not a curated record. NCBI's taxonomy places the organism in Eukaryota, Viridiplantae, Streptophyta, Magnoliopsida, Ranunculales, Papaveraceae. The transcript is spliced from 7 exons. Gene Ontology annotation, molecular function: mRNA binding. Gene Ontology annotation, biological process: regulation of DNA-templated transcription elongation; transcription elongation by RNA polymerase II; regulation of transcription by RNA polymerase II.
AUGGGGAUGGUGAACUUACCAUGGGGUAUUCUAUCAGGCAUACUUGUACGGUUGCCUGGAAAAUCGAUCGCACGAUUCAGGCAUGUUAAUAGUUUCGUUUUGCAAGUACUCAUCCUUUGGAACCCAACGACUAACGAGUGUAAGAAGUUACCAGAUCCAGCAACUAGAUUGAAGGAGUGGCCGUCAGUGGUUUUUGAAGAAUAUGGAAUUGGUUAUGAUCACCAGAUUGAGGAUUUCCAAGUUGUGUACACACUAAGAUCAAAUUCAUGGAGAAGACUUAAGGACGUCCAGGCUGAUACGUUUAGUGAUACUAUUAAAACACCUGAUAUUGGUCGUUACCUGUUAAUGGAGGUCUUCACUGGAAAGCUUUUAGACAGGACAUGCGUCACAGGAGGAUCUCUUUGGUUUCUUAAUAAGUAUGGGUCUAGUCUUGAAUUCUGGGAGUUGAAGGACAAUGGGGUCAAGAAAUCGUGGACCCAUCCUUUCACCAUUAACAUAGAUAAAUUUGACAUAAUGAAAGACUUGAUUCCCUUGCGGUUUUUGGAGAAUGGAAAGAUCCAUGAGGAUGUAGUAACUUCCCUUGCGGUUUUUGGACAAUACCCACAAUAUUGUGUUCAAUGGGGUGAAGUAGAUGAAGAUGUCUCAGAAGAAAAAGAAGACGAGGAGGAGAAAGUGGAGGUCGAGGAUGAGAAGGAGGAUGGCGGUGGUGAUGGUAGUAAAAGUAGGGGUGGUUCGAGUAAUAAAAGAAAGAGAAAUCCAUUUAUAGAUGAUGUUGCUGAAGAAGCAGAUGAUGAAGAAGAAGAAUCAGAGGAAGAUGAUGAUUAUUAUGGAGAAGGUAGAAAGAAGAUGAAAAGAAAUCCAUUCAUUGAUGAUCAAACCGUUGAAGCUAGAAGUGAUGAAGAGGAGUCGACUGAUGGAGAAGAACCAGAAGUAGAUCCCUUUAUAGUUCCUAAUGAUGAAAUAUCGGAAGAUGAUGAUGAUGAUGAUAAAAGGAAGGGACAUGGACACCAGCCAAGACAUGGUCGCCAGCUUCCUUUUCUUUCUGAUGACGAAGAAGAUAUCGAAGAGAUUGCGAGAAGAGUUCACCAACGUUAUCAAAGCUAUGAGGAAGAAUUUGAUGAGACCGAUAUCAAUGAUAUCGAGCAGCAAUCUCGUUUGCCGUCAGUUAAGGAUUCCAAGUUGUGGACAGUGAAAUGUUCGAUUGGUCGUGAGCGAGAGGCAGCUUUUUGUCUGAUGCAGAUGUUUUACGAUCUUCCUGGGAUGCAUAUAAGAUCUGCCAUUGCUCUUGAUUAUCUCCAGAACUACAUCUACGUCGAAGCUGAUAGGGAGGCACAUGUCAGAGAGGCUUGCAAAGGUCUCAAAAUGCUAGAUACAAGAAAAAUUGUGCUUGUGCCGAUUAAAGAGAUGCCAGAUGUGGUUUCAGCAAAAGGCAAAGCUGUUGAUAUUGUCAAGGAUAUGUGGGUGCGGAUGAAGAUUGGAAUAUAUAAAGGAGAUAUUGCAAAGGUUGUUAGUGUGCCUGAUAUGCGACAAAGGGUUAUGCUUAAAUUAAUCCCAAGGGUUGAUUUACAAGCUGUUGCUGACAAAUUAGAUAGUAGAAAAGUCGCCAAGAAGGCAAUCGCUCCGCCUCAACGUCUUGUGAAUUCCGAUGAAGCAAGGAACCUUAACAUACCAGUAGACUUGAGGAAGGAACGAAGCACUCGGAUUACUUUCGAUGUAAUUGAUGGUAAGACGUUUAAAGAUGGUUUCCUAUAUAAAACAGUGUCGAAGAAAUCAAUUGAAUAUCAAAAUAUUCAACCAUCUUUUGAUGAGCUUCAAAGAUUUUGUGAGUCUGGUAUGUCCACUUCACUGGAAAACAGGAAAAAAUGCCAUUAUAUGAAGGGUGAUUCUGUUAUUGUUGUCAAAGGAGAUCUCAUAAGUCUGAGCGGCAGGGUUGAGAAAGUUGAAGAAGGUAACCUCCAUAUCAAACCAAAUAGGAAGGACCUGCAUACAACAAUUGUUGUGCAUGAAAAAUAUGUUUGCAAAUACUUCAAAGUCGGGAAUCAUGUCAAGGUUGUUUCUGGUGUUCAUGAAGGAAAAACGGGUACUGUAAUCCAGGUUAACAGUAAUGUGCUCAUUAUAGUAUCCGACGCGACUAGGGAGGAUAUCAGUGUUUUUGCUGACAACGUUGUGGACAGCUCUGAAGUAACUUCUGGAGCCUCUACCAGAGUUGGGGAUUAUGAGUUACAUGACCUUGUCAUGCUUGGUGACAUGAGCUUUGGGGUAAUUAUACGUGUGGAGAGUGACGCAAUUCAAGUGCUCAAGGGAGAUCCAGAUAGGCCUGUGGUCGCAGUAGUGAAGUUGAGAGAAAUCAAAUACAAGAUUGACCAUAGGAGGAGUACUGCCCCAGAUCUCGACGGUAAUACUGUGUCUGUGAAAGAUGUUGUGAAGAUUCUCAUGGGUCCUUGCAAAGGGAAACAAGGCCCUGUCCAGCAUAUAUAUAAAGGUAUACUGUUCAUAAAUGACCGCCAUCACAUGGAGCAUCCUGGUUUUAUUUGUGUGAAAUCACAGUCUUCUAUAUUAAUGGGAGGCACAACUGCUAAGGUUUCACUGCCUUCAAGAUGUGCAACUUCUAGACAGGCAGCUUAUAUUCCCCCUUCACCAAGAAGAUGUUCUACAGGACCUCCAUUAGACUCUGGAGUGAGACAUAAUGUAGCUGCUGGGAGAGGAGGGCGUGAUAAUUUUGUUGGUAGCAUGGUGAAACUCCGUCUUGGUAACUACAAGGGAUGCAGUGGUCGUGUUGUAAGCCGCAAUGGUCAACUAGUCCGGGUAGAAUUGGAGUCUCAGAUGAAAACUAUUACAGUUAAACGUGAGGAGAUAUCUGUUGAUGCAGGUGUUUUCACUUCAUUAAGUGGACCACCUCAACGUGGUAUUGGAAGUGAGACACCAAUGCGUGGAGCACAAACUCCAUUGCAUCCAUAUAUGACUCCUAUGAGAGAUCAAGGAGGAGAAACGCCACUACAUAUUGGUAUGCGAACGCCCAUGCGCCAUCAAGCUUGGAAUCCGUAUGCUAUCUCAACUCCAGCAAGGUGA